AUGGGCGCGCGCGCGGGCGGGCCGCACGAUCUUUGGCACAUCGAUCUGUGUGGGCCCAUGACGGCGUCGCUGGGGGGAUCGUUUUUCAUGAUCCUGCUCGUGGAUAGUUUCUCGCGGUGGAUGAAGCUGCACGGGAUGAGGCGCAAGUCGGACACCCUCGCCACCGUCAAGAAGUUCCUCGCCCACGUGAGUGGCACCGGUGUUCCUUGCUCUUUCCGAAUGGACAACGGAGGGGAGUUCAUCAGCCGCGACUUCAUCGCCUGCUGCGACAACGCCGGCAUCCGCCGUACGUACACGGCGCCGGGCACCCCGCAGCAGAAUGGUCCGGCGGAGAGUGCGAUCUGGCGCGCGAACAAGGCCGGCCACGCCGCUCGUCUCGAGGCACGUCGCCUAUUCCCCAAGAUCGACUUCACCCGCACCCCCGGCUUCGGGCGCGAUGGCGAGCGACUUUGGCUAGAGUCGUGUCACUGGGCUGCCGGCGGCUUCAACCGUUCCCCGACCAAGGCAAACGUCGGAUACAAGUCGCCGCAUGAGCACUUCACCGGUCGCCCGCCCCCGCUCCAGAUCGUCCCGUUCUUGCAGCCGGGGUAUAUGCGUGUGAUGCGCGCGAGGAAGAUGGAUCCCCACGCAGUGCUGUGCUUCUACCUCAACAACGCCGACAACCAUCACGAGUCGGCGGUCAAGGUUCUCAAGUUUGCGACGGGGCGCGUGUGCAUGACGAACAACGUCGUGUGGAUCUCCGACCGCGCGCCGUUGCUGAACCCGCCGCUGGAGCUGCCGGCGCCGGCGGACGANCUCAACAACGCCGACAACCAUCACGAGUCGGCGGUCAAGGCGCCGCCGGCAACUUCCACACCACCAUCGCCGGCGGCGCCGUCUACCGCAACCACGCCACCGCCACCGGUCACCACGCCGCCUGCAACGCCGUUCGCCGCCGCGCUACCGUUCACCACCACCGCACCGCCUGCCAUGCCGUUCGUCGCCGCGCAACCGUUCACCACGACCGCUGCGCCGCCGGCCGCACCAUUCACCACCACCGCUGCACCAUCAGCAACACCGUUCCCCGCCGCCGCACCGCCCGGUGCCGCGCCAUCGACCAACAUGCCGCCGCUCACCACGAGGUCCAUCUGUGAACUGGACGUGGGGCGCGGGGACAUGAGGGUUUCUGGGCGCACGAGGGCAGCCGCUAAGGACCAAGGGGGGGGGCGGGCGUCGUCAAUGCCGCCCCUCUCUGCCAGGGCCAAUCGAGAGUUGGACUUGGGACGAGAGACGCGGGUGCCAGGGAGGUUGAGGGGUCGGCCGGGCAAGGCAACGCUCCUGUUGACUCUCACCACUCGCAGCGUCGUCGAUGGGGGAGACAGGAGAUUCCGAGUUCAGCCGGUGGACGUGAUGGAGCGGAGCCGGGGGGGCGAGAGCGGGGGGGCACGAAGACUGCGUGAAGAAGUCCCAUUUGCGUGCGCCACCCUGCUUGCCUCCCGCGAGGACAUCGCCCGGACGAUGAGGGAUUUAGAUCCCCCGGAAGUGGCACCGGACUUGCCACAUUGCUAUGAUGGUGAUCUCAGAGUACCGAAGACAUUUAGGGAGGCUAUGAACUCUGACUAUGGACAAUUGUGGAAGGAUUCGGUUGAUGGUGAAAUAAAGGGCCUGAUGGCGGCCGGCACUUUCGAGUCAGUUUCGCAGCAACCAGGGGGCGUUUUGAAGGCCAAAUGGGUUUUUGAGUGGAAGGCCGAUGAGUAUGGACGGCCAACCAAGGGGAAAUCAAAGCUAGAAGCGAGAGGCGAUAUGCAGCAAGCACAUGUUGAUAGUGGGGAAACUUAUGCACCGACUGAAGCGGUUUCUAGUGUUCGUCUGUUGGCUGCGAUGGCGUGUGAGCAAAAUCUUUCCCUCCGUCAUAUCGACAUCAAGCAAGCAUUCGUACCGUCGGAUUUGGAUGAGGAUGUUUUCAUGCGUCUGCCUGAGGACUGUGGUAGAUUGUCUGGUAAGGUAGUGAGGUUGAACAAGAGUUUGUACGGUCUGAAGCAGGCGUCGAGACAAUGA
Messenger RNA from Ectocarpus sp. CCAP 1310/34, 2037 nucleotides. The record is from the annotation of a GenBank genome assembly. NCBI's taxonomy places the organism in Eukaryota, Phaeophyceae, Ectocarpales, Ectocarpaceae.